CUGUUCCAACGGAAAUUAUUAAAAACAAAAUUAAAAAAUUCAUAUUUAAUUAAAAUACAGAAAAUGAGUAAUUUAAAACCUGAAGGUGUUGAGACAGAAGGUAUAUUUAUAGGUAAACCAUCAAAACAAGAUCUAAUUAAUUAUUUUUUGAAACAACAAAGAAUAGUAACGAUAAAAAAAAUGGAGGAAACUGAACGUGAUAAAUCACCUGAUCUUAGCGAAUCAUUUGAAAUAUAUCUUGAACAAAAAAAGAAAAAAAUUGAAAUCGAGAAGAACAAACUUGAUGAUCAACACAUAAAUGAAAGAGAAUUCAAAACUAUUAAUACUCCCGGAGAAAAAAAAAAUUUUAUGAACUCGUCUACAAGAUCAGUUCAUAACGAUUUAUCAUGUAACGAUUCAUUUAUUGAACUCGAAAAAAUGUGCGAAAACACUUUGAAUCUAAACAAUAUAUCAGAAGUUUUAGCAGAUUUAACUUCAAUAGAGCUGAAAAUGGAAUCAAAUGACGGUGAUUCAAAGAAAAUAGACCAUGUCGAAGAAACUAAAUUACAAGAAAUGGAGCGACCAUCAUUUUUUUUAAACAAUAGUUCUUUAGUAAGUAAUGGAGAGCAAUCUUCUUUUAAAAAUGAUUAUGAUAAUUUUUCAACGGUUUUGGAGGCCACAACAAUGUCAUUGUCAUAUAAAACAACUCACAGUCAUUGUCCCAGUGUUAUGUCGUCAGAUAAAAGUGAAUAUUAUCAAACAGCUAAUGAUAAAAGCUUUGAAUUGAUGAAAAAUAUUUCAAAUGAGCAUUCAUUUGAGCUAAAUAAACAACAUAAUGAAUCAACGAGCUUAAUAUUUGAAAAGAAAAGAAAUGAUCAAGGUUUUCCACCAUUAAAUGAUACUUUAGAUGAAAUUGACUUUUUACUGUCACAAGCACAAAAGCUUAAUGAUCAAAAUGGGAUGCAAAACGAUAUUCUUAAGAAAGCACAGAUAAAUGAUUGUAAACUUCAGCAUUCAAAGUCUCCUAUUUUAGAAAAUAGGCGAAGAGUAGUUCUUACACCGAAAUCUUCCCCUUUAAGUUCCCCAUUAAUUAAUUUCAAGCAUCCAAAACCGGUUUCAUCAUCAAAAAACCCCCAAUUUUCAAGGGUUAAUAAUAAAAAAUUUCAACAUAUUGUAAGUCCUGUAUCUCGUUAUAUUCAAACUUCUGAGUCUGUAUUGAACGCUAAUGCUCAUCUAAACUACAAAGGUUUGGGAGCAAAACGACAAUUUAAUUUUCGUGACAGUGAGAAUUUUAAUCAAACUCAUGAUAUUUCUGUAAAGGCUUCUUCGUUGCCUUUAAGGGCAAAAACAAACACUUUGAAUUCACAGAAAAUAUCUGAAAAAGAAAAGCAAACAACUCAAAAUAAAUUUAAAAUGAGUCCAAUAAUUGCAAGUAAAACAAAACUCGUGAAUCUACCAAGAAAUGCUACCAAUUUUUCCGACAACACAUUUAAUGAGCAAUAAAUAAAAAUCAUAAUAAAUUGUGUAAAAACCCAGCUUUCAUUGAUAUUUGUCAGCUUUCCUUAAUAUUUCUUCAAAUGUAUUUUUUAGAUCAGAAAUUUUAUUCUCUUUUGUUUGUCUUCAAAAAUCUUAAUAAAUUGUCCUAUAAACAUACUUGAAUAAAAAUAAGUUUAAAAACUUUUUUGUGUUGUAAGUUAUUUGUUUUCAAACACAAAUGAAAAUGAAAUUUGAAAAGUUACGAAAACAU
Messenger RNA from Chironomus riparius, 1726 nucleotides. Lineage: Eukaryota; Metazoa; Arthropoda; Insecta; Diptera; Chironomidae. The record is from the annotation of a GenBank genome assembly.